Molecule: messenger RNA, 2724 nt
Organism: Morchella sextelata
Lineage: Eukaryota; Fungi; Ascomycota; Pezizomycetes; Pezizales; Morchellaceae
Exons: 4
Coding region: 1-2724 (907 amino acids)
Biological process (GO): carbohydrate metabolic process; glycoprotein catabolic process
Molecular function (GO): beta-mannosidase activity
Source: RefSeq, a predicted model, not a curated record
AUGACGACUCCCACCUCCAGACACAAACCACACAAUCGCCAGAACCAAACCCACGACCCACCAAGCUUCACACCAACCACCAGUCUCCACAUCCAGCUUCACGUCUCCUCCCUCCCCUCACCUCUCACCCCACUCACACGACCUCCACCACCGCCGCCGCCAAUGGCCGCCAUCCCAAAAUCCGUCACAGCCCUCAGCGCAAACUGGGAGUUCAAGCAGGCCGACAAAGACCGCUUCCUCCCCGUCGCACAGUUCCCCACAAACGUGCACCUGGACCUGCUCCACCAUGGCCUGAUCGCCGAUCCAUUCUUUGCGAAGCAGGAGCUGGACUGUCAGUGGGUUGGCGAGAAGGACUGGAUCUACCGCACCACGUUCCGCGCGCAGAAGCCGCAGAAGGGCGAGCGCAAGGUACUGGUAUUUGAGGGACUUGACACUUAUGCGGUUGUGACGGUGAAUGGGGCGGAGGUGCUGCGCACGGAUAAUAUGUUUAUUGAGUACCGCGUGGAUGUGGGCGGGGCACUGAAGGACGGGGAGAACUGUCUGGAGAUUUUGUUUAAGAGUGCGUUUUUGGAGGGGAAGAAGGUGCAGGAUGCGGAGAAGGAGCAUCAUUGGGGAUGCUGGAACGGGGAUCCAAGUAGGUUGGCAGUGAGGAAGGCGCAGUAUCAUUAUGGUUGGGAUUGGGGUCCAACGCUCCUGACUUGUGGGCCCUGGCGCCCUGUCACACUCGAGACCUACACCACGCGCAUCUCCAGCCUGCGCAUCACCACAGUGGUCUCAUCGUCGCUCAGCUCGGCGAAUAUCACGGCAAAGACAUCGCUCGAGGGUUACAAUGCCGAGUCGACAUCGAUCCACUACAAGAUCACCUCCGCGUCUGGUGCCACUGUCCUCGAGUCCUCGGCCCAGUCCGAGGGCGACGAUACCGUGUCUGCGCUGACGCUGGAGAAGCCGGAGCUGUGGUAUCCGCAUGGGUAUGGCGCGCAGCCCCUGUACAAGUUCACGGCGACCCUCAAGGACGAGAACGGCGUGGAGAUUGAUAGCGUCACAAAGACAAUCGGUGUCAGGACCGUCAAGGUCGUUGAGCGAGAACUCAAGGACCAGCCAGGGACAUCAUUCUUCUUUGAGAUCAAUGGCGUGUCCAUCUUCUGCGGGGGGAGCAACUGGAUCCCCGCAGACAACUUCAUCCCGCGCAUUGGCGACGAGCGAUAUAGAGAGUGGCUGCAGCUGCUGAAGGACGGGAACCAGGUCAUGGCCCGUGUCUGGGCUGGCGGUAUCUAUGAGCAAGAUGCGUUCUACGAUACCUGUGACGAGCUUGGUAUUCUCGUGUGGCAAGACUUUGCCUUUGGGUGCGGAAACUACCCAGCUCACAUGGAGUCGUUCCGGGAGUCGAUCAAGAAGGAGGCCACAUACAACGUGCACCGCCUCCACACCCACGCCUGCAUCGUGCUCUGGGCCGGCAAUAACGAGGACUACCAGUAUGCCGAAUCGAUCGAGCCCGACCACCUUGGCUACGACCCCAAGGACAUGAACCCCGACAACUGGCUCAAGUCCGGCUUCCCGGCCAGGUACCUGUACGAGAAGCUCCUCCCCGACGUCGUCGCCGAGCACGGCGCCGGCGUCACCUACCACCCAGGCUCGCCCUGGGGCGGCGUCGACAGCCGUGACCAGACCGUCGGCGACAUCCAUCAAUGGAACGUCUGGCACGGCUCACAGGAGAAAUACCAAAACUUCGACAAGCUCGGCGGCCGCUUCGUCUCCGAAUUCGGCAUGGAGGCCUUCCCUGACAUCCGCACGAUCGACGCCUACCUCCCCGAAGGCUCCGGCGAGCGAUACCCACAGAGCUCCACCAUCGACUUCCACAAUAAGGCCGACGGCCACGAGCGCCGCCUCGCGCUGUACCUCGUCGAGAACUUCCGCUAUACCUUCUCACCGCUCGAGCAAUACGUGUAUGCCACGCAGCUGAUGCAGUCCGAGUGUCUGUCGACGGCGUACCGCCUGUGGCGGCGCGACUGGAAGGGCCCUGGCCGCGAGUACACUGCGGGCGCACUGGUGUGGCAGAUUAACGACUGCUGGCCCGUGACGUCGUGGGCAAUCGUCGACUACUACCUCCGCCCCAAACACGCCUACUUCACCAUCAAGCGAGAGCUCGCCGCUGUGGUUGCGGGUAUAAAGCGUGUGCGUGUUGAGACGCCGCGGGACCCAUGGACGCGAGUAGACAUUGAUGUUGAGGAGCGGGUGCAGGUGUGGGCGGGGUCGUUUAAGACUGAGGCCAUCGAGGACGUGCAGCUCGUAGUGAGGAGUUGGGAUGUGGUCUCUGGUGAGAAGGUGUAUGACAAGGUUGUUAAGGAGUUUACGCUUGAGGAGAACCGGUCGGUGGAGGUUGCGGAUAUGCGCCUCCCGGGAUGGAACGGUAAGGCGGAGGGCGAGCGGGAUGUCGUGGUGGGGGUGUAUCUGGUGAAAGAUGGAGAAGUGCUGGCACGGCGUAUUAGCUUUGCGGAACCAUUAAAAUACGUUAAGCUCCAAACGCCCAAACACCUGAAGACAGAGGUCUGUGGCGACAUUGUCAAGAUCAGCGCUGAAGUCCCAGUCAAGGGCGUGGCACUGGAGACGACGAAGGAGGGCGUGGUGUUUGAAGAUAACUUAGUGGAUAUCGUGCCCGGUGAGGUUGUGGAGGUUGUGUGUAAGGGCUUGGACGGUGGUGAGGUUAGUGUGAGGUAUCUUUUGUAG